Telopea speciosissima is the source of this 788-nucleotide messenger RNA. RefSeq names its product frataxin, mitochondrial-like. Gene Ontology annotation, molecular function: ferrous iron binding; ferric iron binding; iron chaperone activity. Bases 10 to 600 code for a protein of 196 amino acids. Gene Ontology annotation, cellular component: mitochondrion. The record is from RefSeq and is a predicted model, not a curated record. Gene Ontology annotation, biological process: intracellular iron ion homeostasis; iron incorporation into metallo-sulfur cluster. The transcript has 5 exons. NCBI's taxonomy places the organism in Eukaryota, Viridiplantae, Streptophyta, Magnoliopsida, Proteales, Proteaceae.
AGGUGAAUUAUGUUGUUGUCGACAAGGAAGUGCUUGUCACUUCGAAGAUUGUUAGCGUUGGAAUCCUAUUCAUCUUCCUCUCUCCAUAGACAUCGAUGUUCCUCUCCUCUCUCAUUUCUCCCUUCUCCGUUCCUCCUUGAAGCGUCAAGAGCUCCUGACUUGUCAUCAGCAACAGUAGCAUCUGCUCAUAGGGUUUUCUGCUCUCGAUCUGCGAAUCUCGACAAUGCUCAAGUACCUGCUGCCAUUGAUUAUCGUUCUCUUCUUGAGGAGGAUGAAUUUCACAGCUUGGCUGAUGCUACAAUAAAUGCUCUGCAAGAGAAAUUGGAGGAAUAUGGUGAUGACAUCCAAAUUGAUGGUUUUGACAUUGACUAUGCGAAUCAGGUUUUAACAUUUAAGCUUGGGAAUUUGGGUACCUAUGUGUUGAACAAGCAAACACCAAAUAGACAGAUUUGGUUGUCUUCUCCAGUGAGUGGUCCAUCUAGGUUUGAUUGGGACAGGAGUAGCCAAUCUUGGAUUUAUAGGCGAACUAAAGCAAAUUUAUUACAACUUUUGGAAAGUGAAUUGGAACAACUUUCUGGUGAACCUAUAUCUCUUUCGUAAAUUCUUGUAAAUGCCACUGCUUUAGCAGCACUGACUUUGGAUGUUGGAUUUAUGCUUGGUUACUUGAUUUCAUUGAGUCAAAUCCAUGAAUAUGUAUCAAUAUGUUGUUCACUUUUUUGGCUGGAGCUUGAACAACUUGUUUUCACAUAAAUGAAAGCAGUCUUUCCCUUUUCAGAAAGAGAAAGAUG